Molecule: messenger RNA, 1310 nt
Organism: Coccinella septempunctata (seven-spotted ladybird)
Lineage: Eukaryota; Metazoa; Arthropoda; Insecta; Coleoptera; Coccinellidae
Product: RIB43A-like with coiled-coils protein 2
Exons: 7
Coding region: 95-1240 (381 amino acids)
Source: RefSeq, a predicted model, not a curated record
GCGAAAAGCAACUGACAUGUUGACAUGUCAGACAGACAAAUAUUCUUCCCUUCACUUAUUGUUCACGAAUUUGGCUGAAUAAAGACCGUUCAAGAUGUUGAAUUUGGAGCUGAUGACAGAGAGGGACCGCAAGGAGGCUGCUGCGAUUGAAAGGAGAAGGAGGAUGGAAGAUGCGAGAAAGAAAAGGAUAUUCGAUCCGAAGACGAGAUUGUUUGGGAUCGACUACGAGGCACUUGACAGACAGAUAGCCGAGAAGAAGAAGAACGACGACGAGAGGAAACGCAUAGAGCAGAUAAUGGAUCUACAAAUGGUGAAAAACGACGAGAUAGCUCUGGCUUACGAGCGGAAGGAGAAGCAGGAACGGGCGAAGCUGCUGCAGGAAAUAAACAGCUUUCGUCAAGUGUACCAACGUUUCGAGGACAGAAGGGAAUUCGAUAUAAACGAUCCGAACGCCAUCAAGAAGGAUAUUCCGGCACGUAUACACGAUGAUGACCCUAGAUUGGGACCGUCUUCUGCUCAAAAGUUCGAGGGGGAGGACCUGGUCAGCGGACAAAGAUUGAGGAUCCAGAGGGAACAGAUUAAAGCGUGGCUGGAUCAGCAGAUGCAGGAGAAGGAGGCGGCCCUGAAGGAGCAAAAAGUCGCCGAGGAGGCCUACAAGGCGGCCAUGGUGGCCAGGGACGAGAGGGCGUUGCAGCUGGAGAGGAUGGAGAUGGAGUGCAGGAAGAGAUUGUACGAGGCCAACCGGAGGUUCAACGCCGCACUGGCCGCAGAGAAAGAGUUCGAACGCAAGGUCCAGAUGAAACAGACGACCGAAGAUAACUUUGCCGAGAUCUACAACACGAUGACCAGCGACAUGAUGGCCGAAAACCCGGAAAUAGCCCUCAGUAACCUGGGUCCAGGGAGAAAGAUCUCCUCGCAGUACAAGGGCAUGUCCAGGGAAGAACAAGAACAAAUAAGGCUGGACCAACUGGCGCAGAUCGAGGAGAAGAAGAAGCAGAAGGCGGCCGAGAAGAGGGCCGAGAGGGAGUUCGACGAUUACCUGAACGGAACCCAGAAAACGAUAGCGCUAAUGGACCUGGACCUCAAAAGGAAGGAAAAGGAACGUCUGAAAGCUCUAGCGGAAGAAAAUUUAAAGAUGGCAGAAGAACAAAAACUGAAAACCAAGUACAUGGAACAAGUUGUGUAUUCUAACAGACCGACCGCUGCCUUCUUCGAUCAGUUCAACAAAUCCACCCGCUGAAAAUGUCAAAAAAAUUAUUCUUAUCCAAGUUUGAUUAUAUAUUUUAUUAUAUUUCUAUCGAAACACCGUU